AUGAAAGUAAUAUUUGCAAUUUUAAUCGCAAAUUGUUUAGGUGGAGAAAUUGUUUACUCCAAUAAAGAACGUGGAUGGGAAUUAAAUGACUCAGCAAUAAUUGAUUAUUAUGAUUAUGAAAUUGACGGAAGAUAUUGGCUUGGAGGGGAAGUGCAACGUUAUGAUACUCUUAAAUUUAAUGGAUAUGCUAAUACAGUAGAGUUAGAUCAAUUAUGUUGGACUGCACAAUGGACAUCAGAAGACAUAAGUUUGAAAUUAAAAGUGAGAAUGCUUCCAUAUGAAUUUAGGGAUGAUGAAAUACCUAAUACAGGACUUGUUGUUAGUGGAGUAAGUAAUAAUACCGAGACAUGUGUUAAUAUUAGAAAUAGAGUUUUUGAUGAAGAAUGUGGUUCAAUUGUUAAAUAUGUUUCUAUUCAAAUAUAUCAAAUAUCAACAAAUAAGAAAACAUAUAUUUAUUUCAAUGAUAUUAAAUUUAUUAGAAAAAGAAUAGAAAUAGAUUCUAAUUCAAGUAGUUCAAAUGAAGAUUUUAGUAGUGAAGAGAUUGAUGGAAGUAUUUGCAUCUAUAUUUGUGCAUUUAGUUUAAUAAUGUUUAUUUUAAUAUAA
This is a messenger RNA of Entamoeba dispar SAW760, 603 nucleotides long. RefSeq lists its product as uncharacterized. The record is from RefSeq and is a predicted model, not a curated record. NCBI's taxonomy places the organism in Eukaryota, Evosea, Mastigamoebida, Endamoebidae. The transcript has a single exon. The coding region runs from base 1 to 603 and encodes 200 amino acids.